AUGCAGAAGUCCAAGGCAUUGCGACUAAGUACCCCAAAGGUCCGGUCAGGCUGUAGUACCUGCAAAACUCGCCGGAUCAAGUGCGACGAGCAGAAACCCGAGUGCCUCCGCUGCACUCGCUCAAACCGGCGCUGUGGCGGCUAUUCCGAGUCCCUAAGCAAAACCCCUGCAGGAGCUAUCACGGCGUAUAGUAUCCCGUUCAAAGUACCGGGCAGCCAGACUGAUCGCCAGUUGCUUCAUUUCUACUGUGCCGAGGUCGCACAGAGCAUUUCCGGGUUUUCGGAUCCCACACUGUGGACGCAGUUGGUCCUUCAGCGAUGCCACCAUCAACCUGUCAUCCGCAGUGCCCUUGUUUCCCUAAGUUCGUUAUACCAGGGCCACUUGCGCGCUUCCGCUACCGAUCAACAGGUGUCUCCACGGAGUAUCGAGGCGAUAUCCAAAUGCCAUCGACAGCUUCAGAGAUAUCUCAACACGCCGCAGGCCUCGCCCGAGGUCGCCCUCAUCUGCUGUCUUAUUUUCUACGUGUUUGAGUGUCUGAUCGGCGACACAACGCAGGCCACAUGGCAUCUCAAUCAAGGCCUAGCCCUCUUGCAACGUGCUCGCAGAGACUAUCCAGCUCUCGUCGCCACACCGGAUGGGAUCAUUGGGCACUUGACCGCUGCUUUCUCGCGCCUUGAUGUCCAGGCCAGCACCUUUGACAGCGCACGAGUCCCGGUAUUGAGACUUGUUUCGCCAAUUGAGCCCGUUAGCCUCAUAUCGGUUAUACCAGAUAUGCUGAUGAGCACAACUCAUGCUGAAGAAUCACUGACUAUACUACAAAACUGGACUAUGCACCAUAUCAUUGCAUAUGUCGAGUAUAAGGAGACUGCAUGGAGCGAACUCCUACCUGACGUCCAGGUUGAGAGGAUGAACCUCCACACGCAAUUUCAUAAGUUCGAUGAUGCGAUAGAAAAGCUGGCGAAACAUAUCGAGAUGUUCAAUGACCCACAGCACUCUAGUACCCAGCGACAACAUUGCCUGCUUCUGCAGAUCCAUGGAUUGAUGUUCCACAGCGUUUUGUUAGAGCAUGCCCCCGAGCUCGCAGACGUGGGGAUGGAAAGCCGAAUUGACCGCGCUCUCUCGUGUACCUUGGCCUUUGUCUCUGUGGCCAGAACAACACCAUCCUCGCCGAUCAGAGUCUUCACGCUAUCGACUCAACUCAUUGCUAUUUUGUAUUAUAUCUGCAUGAAGACCCAGAAUCGGCAAACCUUGCAGACAGCACUGUCUCUGCUGCAGGAUCCUUCACUCCCUACGGUGGAUGGUCUCUGGAACAGCAAGACUGCUACAUCUAUUAUUCACGAUGUUCUCCCUGAGCAAGGGGUAUACGGUGAAGAGUCAAUCAUGGAGACGAAACUAGAGGAUAUUGGUUCCGGCAUCGUGGAUGCGGGCGGAUUGGAUGAAGCAUCGCGAAUAUUACAGAUGAUGCGAAAGAAUAACUCGGAAAGCGUCGUCUCUCUAUCAUAA
Molecule: messenger RNA, 1503 nt
Organism: Penicillium alfredii
Lineage: Eukaryota; Fungi; Ascomycota; Eurotiomycetes; Eurotiales; Aspergillaceae
Product: Zn(II)2Cys6 transcription factor
Exons: 2
Coding region: 1-1503 (500 amino acids)
Biological process (GO): regulation of DNA-templated transcription
Molecular function (GO): DNA-binding transcription factor activity, RNA polymerase II-specific; zinc ion binding
Source: RefSeq, a predicted model, not a curated record